Molecule: messenger RNA, 2367 nt
Organism: Dufourea novaeangliae
Lineage: Eukaryota; Metazoa; Arthropoda; Insecta; Hymenoptera; Halictidae
Product: atrial natriuretic peptide-converting enzyme
Exons: 12
Coding region: 34-2367 (777 amino acids)
Biological process (GO): proteolysis
Molecular function (GO): protein binding; serine-type endopeptidase activity
Source: RefSeq, a predicted model, not a curated record
GGAGCAGAAAUAAAUCGUUUCAACGACUCGAAAAUGACCGUCGCGAUGGAACACAAGCGGAAGAGCUCGUGGGAUUCGAAGAUUUCGGUUAGCACGGUGAGCACCAGAAGAUUCAGCCGUGCCGGGACACCGAGCUCGAUUCUGUCGUCGGACAGCGACAUUCGAUUCACGAGGAAACUCGGCGGACAGUACCGUUGCGGGUGUUGCGUGCUCGCUGCGUUUUUGCUCUUUCUUCUGUUUUCGGGGGUCUCCAUCUAUCUCGGCUACACGUUCCUAACGUCAGACCCACCAGGCGAUCAAAUUUUCUUGGCGACUUUCCGAGUUACCGAAGGAGAUUCGUUCGCUUUGGAACUAGCAGAUCCCUCUACCGAAGCCUUUCGAAUACGAUCGCGAGAGUACCGCGAUCGGUUGAAUCUCAUGUUUCGACGCAGCUGGUUGAAAAUUUCCUUUCUCGCCGCGGAGAUUUUAGCGCUCGAUGGCUCCGAGGGCGACGAUUUGGUGGUGCACUUCGACGUUCGAUUCGAUCCACGGUAUCAGACAAUCACGACCGCCGACAUCGUGGAUAUUUUGUCGAAAGAAAUUGAUCCCACGACAUCGAAAUACUUGUCGAACUUGACGAUAGAUUCACAGAGCCUCGAAGUCGAGGAGAGUAUAAAAGCAUUGAACGCUCAAGUCAGUUCGCAAACUACCGUAUCAUCGUCCCCAGCGACAACCGCGACGGCACCUCCGCCCAGAAGGUGCAGCCCCGUGGAUUUAUCCUAUUGUAAGCACCUUCCUUACAACGUCACCUCUUACCCGAACAUGUUGGGUCACGGUUCCUUGACCGAUGUUGAAGAGGAUGUAAUCGCCUUCAGGGAGCUGGUCGACGCGGAAUGCUACCGACUGGCGUACGAUUUCGUGUGCCAAGUUUUGCAGCCAGCGUGCGCACCGAGUCAACCGGAAGACCUGCUGCAGUUACCGUGCAGAAGCUUCUGCCGAGAAUUUUGGAACGGAUGCGGCAGCCGACUUCCGGAUCGGAUCAAACGGUUAUUGGACUGCUCGAACUUCCCAGAGUACGCGGACCAGGGUGGUUGCAGGGCGAAACCAGGGUGCGUGCAAGCGCUUCAAGAGAAAGCAUUGUCCCCGAGAAUAUGCGACGGAGUGAUCGACUGCCCUGACCUUUCGGACGAAAAGAAUUGUGCAUACUGUCGCGACGGUUAUAUGCACUGCGGCGUAGGCAGAAUGUGCAUACCACACGUAAAGAGGUGCGAUGGAAAAGUGGACUGCGCGAACGGCAGCGACGAAAAAGAUUGUCUGUCUUUGGCGUCGAGUAUCCGAGCCAUGAAAUCCCAACCACUGGACACACCGUACGCCGCCAAGUAUACCAACGAGGGUUUCGUAGUGUUCAACGAGAAGGGUACCAUCGGUAAGCUUUGCACCGCGAACCUUAACGCGACCUUGCCGGGAACGGAAAUGGAAACCGUUCUUCAGACCGCGGCUGGUUCACUGUGCAGUUUGUUGACCUACGCGGGGGUGAAGUCUGUGGAAAUAAGAAUCGACGACGAGGAUGACGUUCAAUACGUGCACAUGGAGGAUCCGUCCGCCACGGAAAUCACAUUCGUCAGGGCCCCUUGCCCGAGCAAAGAAGUUAUGUAUGUCCGGUGCUCCGAUCUCGAGUGUGGCGUACAAUCUCUGCGUGUAAAGGGCGGUACACGAGGUCUGAAUAAGAUGGCAGAACCUGGCGAUUGGCCGUGGCAUGUGGCUCUGUUCAAGGAAGACGUACACGUGUGCGACGCAACCCUCGUCGCGGAAAAUUGGUUAAUCACCACGGCGUCUUGUUUCCAAGGUCAAUCGAAGGCGGAAUGGUCCGCGAGAAUGGGCACCGUACGGCUCUCGAGUACGUCACCGUGGCAACAAGAACGUAGAAUCGUAGGUAUGAUUAAAUCACCGGUAGAAGGAAGCACCACAGUUCUGUUAAAGCUGGACCGUCCAUUGGCCACGUUCUCGGAUUUCGUGAGGCCCGUUUGCCUGCCAUCGAAUCAGGAUCCACCGACGGACACGUCAAUCUGCAACACGCUCGGCUGGGCGAGAAAUCGCGAUCUACUGCAGAGGGUACAACUUAAGCAUAGCGCGAUGGAAAGGUGCGAAAACAUAAGCAUCGCGUCGGUCAAUAGCGUCUGCACCGAACCCGCCUAUUCCACUGACGAUUGCAACGAGGAAGAGGUUGCCGGCAGUCCCAUGUUGUGUCUUCGGUCGGACGGUCGGACAUGGGCUCUAACCGGUGUCGGUAGUUGGCGUAUUGCCUGUUCGAAAGCCGGUGUCGAGAGGCCUCGACUGUACGACAAAGUUUCGUCAAAUAUUGCUUGGAUAAAAUCUACGAUAGAAUGA